UCAGAAACACUAAGGUUUUCAAGCUCUUGUUUGGGAGCUUGCGAGAGGUAACCAUGGCCGCUACAACCAACGCCGCUGCCCUGCCGCGCCAGCUCUCUCAAAAGGAAGCCGACAUCCAGAUGAUGUUGGCAGCCAACGUUCACCUCGGCACCAAAAAUUGUGAUUUUCAAAUGGAGCGCUACAUCUUCAAGCGCCGCAAUGAUGGUAUUUAUAUUAUCAACCUUGGUAAGACAUGGGAGAAGCUUCAACUUGCUGCUAGGGUUAUCGUUGCAAUUGGGAACCCUCAGGAUAUUAUUGUGCAAUCUGCUCGGCCUUAUGGUCAGAGAGCGGUUCUCAAGUUUGCCCUGUACACUGGUGCUCAUGCCAUUGCUAGAAGGCACACUCCUGGUACCUUUACCAAUACUCAGUUCAACAGUUAA
Vigna angularis (adzuki bean) is the source of this 419-nucleotide messenger RNA. Its product is annotated as 40S ribosomal protein SA-like. The transcript has 2 exons. Gene Ontology annotation, molecular function: structural constituent of ribosome. The record is from RefSeq and is a predicted model, not a curated record. The coding region runs from base 54 to 419 and encodes 121 amino acids. Gene Ontology annotation, cellular component: ribosome; 90S preribosome; cytosolic small ribosomal subunit. NCBI's taxonomy places the organism in Eukaryota, Viridiplantae, Streptophyta, Magnoliopsida, Fabales, Fabaceae. Gene Ontology annotation, biological process: ribosomal small subunit assembly; cytoplasmic translation.